This is a messenger RNA of Staurois parvus, 267 nucleotides long. Lineage: Eukaryota; Metazoa; Chordata; Amphibia; Anura; Ranidae. The record is from the annotation of a GenBank genome assembly.
CUGGAUUAAAGUAUUACUAAACCCAGGACCCUGCAUUCGCUAUAUCUGGUCAGAACACGGAAAUGCAAUUAUUAAAUGUUACUAAACCCAGGACCCUGCAUUUACUAUAGCUGGCCUCCCACAUUACACAGAACAUGGAAAUGUAAUUAUUUUAGUAAACAGAAACUGCUAAAUACCUUUUCUCAUCAGCAGGUAGAGCAGCCUUGUGACUUCUAUCAGUGUCCAGCAGAGCACAUGUCCCGGCGUGUAGGAGUUUUUAUUCUGCUG